GCAGUCAUGGCAUCCGGCAACGCAUGCAUCGGAAAGCCGGCCCCUGAUUUCACGGCUACCACGGUGGUGGAUGGCGCCUUCAAGGAAGUCAAGCUUUCAGACUACAGAGGGAAGUACGUGGUCCUCUUUUUCUACCCGCUGGACUUCACUUUCGUGUGCCCCACGGAGAUCAUCGCUUUUAGCAACCACGCUGAGGACUUUCGAAAGCUGGGUUGCGAGGUGCUCGGAGUGUCUGUGGACUCUCAGUUCACCCACCUGGCGUGGAUCAACACUCCACGGAAGGAGAGAGGCUUGGGCCCUCUGAACAUCCCCCUGCUUGCUGAUGUGAGUAGAAGCUUGUCCCAGAACUACGGCGUGUUAAAAACUGAUAAGGGCAGCCGGGCGAUGGGCAUUGCCUACAGGGACCUCUUUAUCAUCGAUGCCAAGGUUGUUCUGCGCCAGAUCACAGUCAAUGACCAACCGGUGGGACGCUCUAUGGAUGAGGCUCUUCGCUUAGGCCAGGCCUUUCCCUUUCAGUAUACAGAUGAGCACGGGGAAGUCUGUCCUGCUGGCUGGAAGCCUGGCAGUGACACCAUCAAGCCCAAUGUGGAUGACAGCAAGGAAUACUUCUCCAAACACAACUAAGAUGGCUAAACAUCAGUGAUCCUGAGUUCUUGGAUCUCGCCCCACCUGGAUGUUC
This is a messenger RNA of Microtus oregoni (creeping vole), 679 nucleotides long. RefSeq names its product peroxiredoxin-2-like. The transcript is spliced from 2 exons. The record is from RefSeq and is a predicted model, not a curated record. Lineage: Eukaryota; Metazoa; Chordata; Mammalia; Rodentia; Cricetidae. Bases 7 to 624 code for a protein of 205 amino acids. Gene Ontology annotation, biological process: removal of superoxide radicals; response to oxidative stress; hydrogen peroxide catabolic process. Gene Ontology annotation, molecular function: thioredoxin peroxidase activity. Gene Ontology annotation, cellular component: cytosol.